AUGGCUCAAUCCACCAAGUGUUAUCUUCCGCGGUUCGCGUCGACGAUUGACGGGCCUAAACGCCCAGUCUCGAUGAAGACGAGACCAACGGCUGCUCAGCAUGCGCAGUUAUUAACCGCAUCGAACGAAGGCCGUCUGGACCCAAUGCUACGAGCCACCUGGGCUCUCUUGUUGCAUUACUAUAUCCGUUCCGAGGAUAUAUGCUUUGGUUACCAACAUCUCGAGGGCGACUCGCGCUCUCUCAAAUCAUCUGUACGGCGUUCUACCGGUGUCAAUAUUUCGACAAUUCGCAUAUCCAUCAACGACAACGACUCUCUUACGGCAAUUGUAGAUAAGGUGCGCGCAGACAGUGCGAAUCGCCAGCUCGAUGGCAGCUCGGACGUCACUUCCGAGGGAUAUCUCCCUUUCAACACCAUCUUGAUGCUGCGCACAUAUGACCACACUGCUUCUUCUUCAAAACCUAUUUUGGCAACAGCUCUUCCGGACGAGUGUCAAGUCCGUCUUCAUGUUAAGGUGCUGCGUGGAGACAUCAGCAUCUUCCUUGAAUGGCACAAAGGUGACAUGUCCGGGGAGCAGAUGAAGAGUAUUGGAAACAUUUUUGAGCAAUUGCUUGCCAAAGUCCUUUCCUCCGAGAACACCGCUAUUAGCCAGCUUAAUUUGUUCUCGGAAAACGACUGGCAACGCAUUCGCAAUUGGAACUCCACCAUGCCGCAGCUUCACGAUCGCUGCAUUCAUGAGGCUAUCCACGAUCAAAUGUUGAGCGGCCCUGAUCGUGAGGCUGUGUGUGCGUGGGAUGGCAGUUUGACGUUCGCCGAGUUGGACCACCAAGCAUCGAAGCUUGCAUGCCAUCUUCGCAUGCAGGGAGUCGGGCCGGAAAUCCGCGUGGCUUUGUGUUUCGAUAAAUCGAAAUGGAACAUCGUGGCAAUGCUUGGCGUGAUGAAAGCCGGCGGCGCGUUCGUGCCAUUGGACCCGACUCACCCAACUUCCCGACUACAAGCUCUCAUCCAAUCGGUUCAGGCGCCGGUUGUGCUGUGCUCUCAGCAUCUUGCCGAAAAACUUCGUCCUAUUGCGAAGACUUUAAUACCCCUUUCUGCUGAUACUCUAGAUCCCCUGUCUGACCCCGCCGAGAAUGUCAAUCUGGCAUCCGGUGUCACGGGUCAAAAUGCGGCUUAUGUUCUGUUUACCUCUGGAUCAACAGGAGAACCCAAGGGAACCCUGUUGGAGCACCGCGCGUUUUUGUCCGGCGCAAUGGUGCAUGGACCCGGUUUGCUCAUUUAUCGCGAGUCGCGAUGCCUCCAAUUCGCCGCUCACACAUUCGAUGCCAGUUUGGCCGAAGCGUUGACGCCGCUCAUUCAUGGCGCAUGUGUGUGCAUUCCGAGCGAGGAAGCUCGCCUCAACGAUAUUGUGACUACCAUCAACGAGAUGCGAGUCACCCAAGCUUGCUUCACCCCGUCAUUCAUCGGCUUUAUUGAAAUCGAGAAUGUUCCAGGACUGGAGAGUUUGGUCCUGGCCGGAGAGGCAAUGUCGCAGUCCCAGCUGGCUACUUGGUCCAAAAUCAAACUGGUCAAUGGUUAUGGACCUACCGAGGCCAGUGUGGCAUCCGUGCUCAAUUCCAAUGUUACACCUGACACCGAUUGUAAAGAUAUCGGCCUGCCAAUUGGUGUGCGGACUUGGCUUGUGAACCCUGAUAACCACGAUGAACUGGUUCCCGUGGGCUGCCCCGGAGAACUACUUCUGGAGGGCCCACCCCUGGCCCGGUGCUACGUGAAUAAUCCACAAAAGACGAACGAAUCGUUCAUCUACGACCCUGCUUGGACUACAUUGGACCCUGAAAGUGGCUCUAACCGUAGAUUCUACAAGACAGGCGAUCUUGUCAGGUACAACUCCGAAUCUGGUGCCCUGAAUUACAUCGGUCGCAAAGAUACGCAGGUCAAGGUUCACGGACAACGCAUCGAGCUCGGCGAAAUUGAGAAUCAGCUCAGCAAAGAUUUGAACGUCACUCAUUGCUCUGUCUUUUUCCCCAAGACUGGUUUCUCCAAGGGACGGUUGGCCGCAGUUGUCUCUUCCACCGGAUUGCUUGCGGAACAGUCUGAUUCGGAUUUGGAGCCUCUACAACUUGUCUCCGCCUCGAAAAAGGCUGAGCUUGUCCCAGGAAUUCGAGAGCGCCUAUCGGGUCGCCUCCCCACUUAUAUGGUCCCUGCGGUUUGGUUGUGUGUUGAAGCUCUCCCACUUCUGCCAUCAGGGAAACUCGACCGCAAGGGCAUUUCCACUUGGGUCGCAGGUAUGGAGAAUGACCCCGAUCUUCAGAACAAUACCUCUGUUGCAAUCGUCGGCACAGAGGCUUCACAGCCCGCCAACGACAUAGAGGAUGCUUUAGCUGCUGUAUAUAGCCGUGUCCUCAACAUUCCCCAGAACCAGCUUGACUUGAAUCAGAGUUUCCUCGCCCUCGGCGGUGAUUCGAUCGCAGCUAUGACAUGUAUCGGUCUCUGCAAGAAGCGAGGAUUUUCUCUCUCCGUACAAGAGCUUCUUCGGAGCAAAUCAAUCCGGGACCUCGCAACUCGCGCGAAGACAAUCGAUCACCUGACGACUUACGAGGAAGCUGUCGAUGAACCAUUCAGCCUGUCGCCUAUCCAGAUCCUUCACUUUGGUGUACGCAAGGAGGGUCAAGGGCACUUCAACCAAGGAAUCCUCACUCGUUUGAACAAGCCCGUCGAUGAAACAACCCUCCGAAAGGCUAUCGAAACUCUGGUGUCUCGCCACUCGAUGCUGCGUGCGCGAUUUACUGACACAGGAUUCGCAACGGCAUCGAAUCAACACAUCACUCGCGAUAUCAAGGGAUCUUACAGAUGGCGGAUGCACAAUCUUGGCAGCAUGGACGAGGUCAAGACUCAUGUCGCUGACAGCCAAUCCUCAAUCAACUGCUUCUCUGGACCGUUGCUUGCGGUCGAUUAUUUCUUGGUGAAGGACCAGCCUAAUGUUCUAUCAAUGACAGCUCACCACUUGGUUGUCGACAUUGUCUCGUGGAGAAUUAUUCUGGAAGAUUUGGAAGACAUCAUCCUAAAUCCCGAGAAGACGGAAACCAGCGAUAGCUCCUUGCCUUUCCAAACCUGGUGCCGUCUGCAGACUGAGCACUGCAAGAUCCUCCGGGAUGAGCACAAAGUUGCAACCGACACUCUCGCUCCAACCGACUUUGGCUACUGGGGACUGAAGGACACUCAAACUACAUAUGGUAAUGUGGAUUGUGCCUCGUUCGAGAUCGACCCUGCCCACACCAAUGCAAUUCUGCUGGAAUGUAACAAAGCUCUCGGCACCGAGCCGAUUGAUCUCUUCCUGGCAGCUAUGCUUCACUCAUUUGGCCGAGCCUUCCCCGAUCGUUCUCUUCCAACUAUCUACAAUGAGGGUCACGGACGAGAAGUCUGGGAUCCAUCCAUUGAUAUCUCGCAUACUGUCGGAUGGUUCACCAUUCUGCACCCAAUCUUCGUCUCUGCCUACAAUUCCGACAACCCCGUUGAUACCCUCAUGCAGGUGAAAGAUCUCCGCCGUCGUGUCUCGGAUAAUGGUCGCGCAGAUUUCGCCAGCCGCGUUCUGCCAGCCGAGGGAAAUCGAGAGUCGGAGCACCCCCACCCCUUCGAGAUGUCGUUCAACUACGUCGGACAACACCGAGAUCUACAGAGGACAGAUGGUCUCUUCCAGCUUGUUGAUCAAAUGGCCGGAGAGGCUGGUCAAGGAGGCGGUGCCGCAGACUUUGGUGCUGAUACUCCCCGCUUUGGUCUGUUUGAGAUCUCUGCGAUGGUCGUGGCCGGCAAAGUUCGAUUCAACUUCUCCUUCAACAGGUUUAUGCAACACCAGGACCGUAUUCACCAAUGGGUUUCCGAAUGUCAGAAGCUGCUUAUAAGUCUCUCCGAGCAGCUUCCCACCCUCGAGCCACGAUUGACUCUCAGCUCGUUCCCCAUGUUGUCGUUGAGCUAUCCUACCUUGGACAAAUUGCUCAAUGAGAAGUUGCCUGCUCUGGGUAUCGAGUCCCCUGAUCUUGUUGAAGAUAUCUACCCUUGUUCUCGCAUGCAGCAGGGUAUCCUCCUUGGUCGCAAGCGAGAUAGCUCCUACUACGCUGUCCACGACACCUUUGAAAUUCGGGCCACCGGAUCUAGCGAGCCAAACCUUGAUCGCUUGAUCAAUGCAUGGCAGCAGGUCGUUUCUCAUCAUGCGAUGUUCCGCACCAUCUUCGUUGAGAACCUCACUCCUCGGGACCCCUUCUGCCAAGUCGUACUGAAGAGAUAUGAUGUUACUCCUAUCUUUUUGCAGUCUUCAUCGGAAGAUGAUGUGAUUGCCACCUUUGACAAGGAGGAUCCCAAGGAUUACAGCGAGCCAGAACCAGCGUAUCGCUUCACUAUUUGCCAGACACCCGCUGGAAGGUUGUUUGCUCGCCUUGAGAUUAGCCAUGCUGCGAUGGACGGUAACUCUAUCUCAAUCAUCCUCCGUCACCUGCAGCUCGCAUACGCUGGCAGACUCGAGGAAAGCCCUCAGCCUUUGUUCAAGGACUAUAUUCAGUACCUCCAGGAUGCACCAAAGGAAGCUAGCAUCAAUUACUGGCGCUCGUACUUGGACCAAGCCAAGCCGUGCCACUUCCCUGCCCUCACUGACGGCCAACAAUCGCCAAAGGCACUUCGGUCCAUUCCAGUCAACUUCGGCGCGCUCAGUGAACUCCAAACUGUUUGUGAGACGCGCGGAAUCACUCUCGCAAAUGUCUUCAAUGCCGCGUGGGGCCUCACUCUCCGCGCCUUCUGUGGAUCCGAAGAUGUCUCCUUCAGCUACAUGGCAUCUCUGCGUGAUGUCUCUGCUGAGGGCGUCCAGUGGGUCAUUGGACCAGUUAUCAACCUUCUAGUUUGCCGCAUGAAGGUUCCUGAUAACGCGAAGCUCAGUGAUGUACUGCAUCAAAUACAGAACGACUACAUGGAAAGUCUUCCUUACCGACACACUUCGCUCAUUGAUAUCCAACAUGCUUUGAAGCUGUCUGACACGAAUUUGUUCAAUUCCGGUGUCUCCUACCGCCGGCUUCCUAGUUCCAAGGAUGCUGUCAGCAGUGACAUUGAGUGUGUUGAGGUUGGCUCAAUCCAUGAUCCCGCCGAGUUCCCGGUUUUCAUCAACAUUGAGGCCAUGGAUACCACUGCUCGAAUUGACCUCAACUACUGGACCACGAACCUGUCUGAUUCACAGGCUGCCAAUGUGGCCAAUACCUAUCUCCGUUGCCUUGAGAACGUCGUGUCGAACAUUGACGGUGAAAUCCGCCAGCUAGACAGCUUGAGCGACGACAACCGCACCCAGAUCAUGGCGUGGAACAGCAAGACUCCCAAGCCUUUUGAGAAGUGCGCUCAUCAGGUUGUGCAAGAGAUGGCGAAGAAGCUCCCCGAUGCGUUGGCUGUCACCGCUUGGGAUGGCAACUUAACUUACUCGAAGUUGGAUCAAUUCUCCUCUCGUUUGGCAACCUACCUUGUCACAUUCGGUGUUGGUCCUGGCACCCUGAUCCCUAUCUGCUUCGAGAAGUCUGUGUGGAACAUAGUCUCCACACUGGCAAUCAUGAAAGCCGGUGGUGGCUGUAUUCCAGUUGAUACACCCCAGAGUUUGGCUCUUGUUGAGAAUUGGAUUGUCGACAACGCUGUGCAAGUCGCUCUGGCUUCCCCGGAGAAGGCCCAGGUUCUCGAGGAUGCUGUACCGUACGUCAUCCCUGUAAGCGAGUCUCUCCUCGAAUACCUCGCCGACGAGGUUCUCAACCCCGUGGCACAAUCAUCCGACAUCGUGUACGUCGCUAUGACUGCUGGAACCGCUGGUUCGGCCAAGAGUGUCGUCCUUGACCAUUCAACUGUCAUGACUCGAGCCGAGGCAUUCGCUACCACCAUGGCGAUUGCCGAUGUCUCCAGGACCCUGCAAUUUGCACCUCACACAUCCGAUGCAUUUAUUGUUGAGGCAUUUGGCACUUUCAUGUGGGGUGGUUGCCUUUGCAUCCCGGCUGAUAUUGACCCCGCCAACUUGGCCACCUCUAUCAAUGCCCUCCAUGUUAAUGUUGCUAGCAUCACCCCAACAGCCGCAAGCUUUUUCUCUCCCAAGGAUGUUCCGGGACUGCGAUCGAUUGCCCUGGGCGGUGAAGUCGUUCCUCAGAGUGUCCUGGACCACUGGCAGACCGAUGAUCUCCAACUGCAGGUUUUGUAUGGAACAUGCGAGAGCUCGGCUGCCUCCUUCCACGUGUUCUGUUCCCAGGACGACAACGAGGCUGGCCUGAUUGGAAAGAGCACCUCUUGUGUUUCGUGGGUGGUUGAUUCCUCGAACCACAAUUGCCUUGUUCCAAUCGGCAGUGUUGGAGAAUUGGUACUCGAGGGACCUGUUGUUGCUCGGGGAUACCUUGACGACCAGUCUGUAGAGAGCUGUGACUUUUUCAACGACGCUUCCUGGCUUUGUGGACAACUAGAAGGCGAUGAACAUCGCUUAUUCAAGACCGGAGAUCUUGUUCGGUACAAGUCUGAUGGCUCCCUUGUUUUCCUCGGCCGAAAGAACGAUAAGAAUGGAUCCGCCUUGGCUAGCGAGCUAAUUCAGACUCAGGCGCGCAUUGAUUCCUUCCUAGGCAACAAGAGGAAGUGCGUUGUGGAGAGCGUUCCGCUGCAACGUGACAACGUGAAGACCAAUGCCCUCGUCGCUUUUGUGGUUUCUUCGGAUACCACAACAGGCACUUUUGGGGAUCGCGUCCUCCAGUCCACGACACCUGAGCUGAAAGAGGCCGUAUAUAGCCUGCACGCCAAUCUGAGCACUAGUCUUCCUGGUAGUAAGGUUCCGAGUUUUUACAUCCCUAUAUCCUCCCUCCCCUUCACCGUUUCUGGAAAGCUAAACCGCCAGGCCCUCAGAAUCGAAACCCAGGCGCUUUCGAUCAAUGCUUUCGAGGCUUUCGACAUCAAGCGUUGGAACGGAUCCAAGGCUGGUAAUCGGGAUUCACGACAUGCAAGUCUUUCCGGGGCCAACGUCGCUUUCUGGAAGGAGUAUCUCGCCGAUGUUGAGCCCUGCGUUUUCCCGCCCCUUUCCCAUGCGACAAGCGACAAUGGCCGCUCCACCCGCACGCUCAGCAAACAGACAGCCAACAUUCAUGCCUUCAGCAGAUUGUUUGGCAUUCCUGUGGAAACUCUUUUCCAGUUUACCUGGGCCGUUGUGCUCCGUUGGUACACCGGCUCAGACGACGUGUGCUUUGGGUAUUCUGCCUCAGCUUUGGACACGAAACUGGCGGAUGAGGGAGUUGCCACCUGUCGCUUCCUCGUGCAGAAUGAGCAAAAGCUGCAAGAGACUCUUCAAAAAGCAAAGACAGACUCCGAGAACAGUGCAUUAAACGUCGCUGUGUUAGACGCCGUCAAACACCAGCUUGGGCUCGAUGAUACAACCCUCUUCAAUACCUCCCUUUCCUAUCGCAUAGCUUCCAAUCUUCCCAAAGGAAGUACCCGUGAGCCAAGCACAUCCACUGCUUACAAAAUUCUGGUUGAAGCUGAAGUCUCGCAUUCGUACGCCGAGAUCCACUUCAAUUACUCCUCAGAAACCCUUUCCUCCUUCCAGGUCAACCAUGUCAUGGACAUGUUUGACCAAGUCUUGGAUGAUUUGAUCGCUCACAACCUCCGUGACCGCACAAUCGGAGAUAUCAAUGUAUUCACUGAGCGCUCAGUUCGCCAAAUCCGCGAUUGGAAUGCCGCAUCCCCUCCUAGGGUGGAGAAGUGCGCUGACGAGCUCAUUCAGCAACAGGCGCUGCUUCACCCUCGUGCGGAAGCCAUUUGCUCUUGGGACAAGAAUUUCACUUAUGGGCAGCUUGAAAUUGUUUCCAGUCGCUUGGCUCGCCAUCUCUCCAGUCUUGGGGUUAAGCCCGAAGCCUUCGUGGUGUUGUGCUUCGAAAAGUCCGCUUGGGCUGUAGUUGCCCAGAUGGCUGUUCUCAAGGCGGGUGGAGCUUUCGUCUCGAUUGACCCAUCCCACCCCGAUUCUCGACUGAAGAUGCUCAUUGACGAAAUUGGUACUCAUCUUGUCUUGUGCUCAUCUUCUGUCCACACCAAAGUUUCGAAGCUCUGCGCGAAAUCGUUUGCCGUCUGCCAGACUUCAAUCUCCCAACUUCCCGACUCGCCUUUGGCUUUGCCUGGUGCUCGCCCUACCCCUAACAGUGCUGCAUAUGCUAUCUUUACCUCUGGUACAACUGGAAAGCCGAAGGCGACUGUUGUCGAGCAUACUGCCCUUAGCACCACCGCGAUCGCGAUGAUCGAUACGCUGCACAUGACCCCUACAACACGCGCUUUGCAAUUUUCUAACUACACGUUUGAUGUCAGCGUUCUGGAGAUCAUGAUGGUUCUCAUGACUGGUGGUUGUGUCUGUAUUCCCAGUGAGGAGGAACGCAUGAACAACUUGGGUGGUGCCAUCCGUCGUAUGGAAGCCACCUUCAUCACGGCACCUCCCGCCAUUGUCAAUACCUUAGAGCCGAAGAACGUUCCCACGUUGAAGGUCAUCAUCACAGGUGGUGAGAAGAUGCCCGCUAACCAUAUCGACCGCUGGGGAGACCGGUGCGUCAUCAAUGCCUAUGGUCCCUCCGAAGCCACUGUCGUUGCCACAGCUGGUGUCAAGGUUGAUUGGAAUGGCAAGCGUGUCAAUGAUGAUCCCACAUCUAUUGGAAAGGCCUCAAACUGCAGAGUCUGGAUCGUGGAUCCGAACAAUUCCAACCGACUUCUCCCCGUUGGUGCUGUUGGCGAGUUGAUCCUCGAAGGAAGCAACAUUGCCCGUGGAUACCUUGCGAACGAGGAGAAGACGAAGGCCUCUUUCUUCGAGAAUCCUGUUUGGAACCGUCAUGCCGGCUUCCAGGGUGUGUUCAAGCGAAAUGAUCGUAUGUACCGGACUGGUGAUCUUGUUCGCUACAACAGCGAUGGCAGUCUAGCCUUCAUCUCCCGCAAAGACACUCAGAUCAAAUUCAAUGGCCAGCGCAUCGAACUCGAGGAGAUCGAACAGCAAUGUCUUCGCUGCCUACCCGAGGACUCUCAGGUCGCUGUUGAUGUUGUUGUUCCCGAGGAACGCACCAUCGCAAAGGGGCUCGCCGCGUUCUUCACCGUGCAUGAUCCGGACUCCAACGGCGGCAGCAGCGAUCAAUUUGUCCCCACGGUUUCUGGAGCCGAUCCCCUGCUACUGCCUAUCUCUGUGUCUAACAUGGAUGCCAUUCAGAAGUUGAAGGGCUCUCUACCCGAGCUUCUGCCUCAGAGCAUGAUGCCCCGACUCUUCUUCCCCAUCCGCAACUUGCCCUUCACCUCCUCCGGGAAGAUUGACCGCCGAAGACUGCGGGCCAUGGUGCAGACGUUGUCCAAGGAUACUCUGAAGUCUUACAUUACCUUCAACACCUCUGACAGAAGGGAGGCUUCCUCGGCCACCGGCCUAGAGAUCAAGCUUGUGGCACUUGUGGAAAAGAUCCUCGAGCUUGAAGCCGGGUCUGUCACCGCCGAUGACAGCUUUUUCGGUCUGGGUGGUGAUUCCUUGUCCGCCAUGAACCUGGUCGGUGCUGCUCAAGCAGACGGUAUCGCACUUACCGUCUCGAGCAUCUUCAACUCCCCAAUCUUGAUCGACAUGGCCAAGACCUGCGUCGUGUCUAAUGGAGCCGCUGAGGUUAAGAAAGAGAACGUCAAGGCGUUCUCAUUGCUGCCCUCUGGAGUCUACCUCGAGAACUUGAUGGAUGAAGUGACUGAUAACUGCGAAGUGUCCAAGGACCUCAUCAGCGAUAUUUAUCCAUGCAGUGCCGUACAGGAGGGCCUUUUGACGCUAUCUAUCAAGCAACACGGUGCUUAUGUUGCUCAGCCCUCGUUCCGUCUUGCUGCUGGCAUUGAUGUUGCUAAAUUCAAACAAGCCUGGCAACAAACCGUGGCAGACUUGGAUAUCCUUCGCACUCGCAUUGUCCAUACCGAAGCCAUGAACUUCGCUCAAGUUGUCCUUAAGGACGGCCCUAUCUCCUGGGUCGAAGCAGAGUCGUUCGACGACCUCCCCAACGACAUCCUUCAUCUACCAAAGCACAAUGGAGCAUCUCUGACCGGUUACGCCAUGGUGCACCCUCGUGGCUCCUCUGAUAGCUACUUUGUGUGGUCUGUUCAUCAUGCCCUUUAUGACGGCUGGAGUAUUCCUUUGGUAUUCCGCAAGGUUGAGGAGAACUACUUUGCCUCGCAGAACAAACGCGCUGGCACUCCUUACAGUCUUUUCAUUGAAUACCUGGUGAAAAAGGAUAUGGAAGAGUCUGACAAAUUCUGGAAGUCUUAUUUGAGCGACCUUUCGAGCAGUCCUUUCCCUCAUAACAAGAGUGCAGUGCCUGAUGCAAUGCGUGCUGGCAACACUCAGCACCACAGCAUCAAGGCUUCCCGCACUCGCAAUAGCGUUGACUUCACGAUCCCUGUGCUCCUCCGCGCUGCAUGGGCAAUCGUCGUUGCUACCCACACGGCGUCUGGUGAUGUCUGCUUCGGCGAGACUUUGUCGGGCAGAAAUAUCGAUCUUCCCGGUGUUGCGGAAAUUGCUGGUCCUGUCCUGACCACCGUCCCCACUCGUGUCCAGGUUGACAAUACCAUGUUGACUAUGCAAUACUUGCAGAAGAUCCACCAGUCUACUACCGAGAUGAUUCCACACUUACACUCUGGUCUUCAACAUGUCCGCCAGCUCAGCAAAGACACUGCCACGGGCUGCGAUUUCAAGAACCUGCUUGUAAUCCAACCAGGUGACGGUGAGCUUGAUAAUAAAAUGUGGAUCGACGAGAAACGUGAAACAAGCGAAGAUUUCUUCACACACCCUCUUGUCGUGGAAUGUGGUAUUACCAAGACAAAUAUUUCGUUCACUGUUCAUCAUGAUGAGCUUGUGAUCAAUGGAUGGCAGACUAAGCGUAUCACUGAACAAUUUGCCCAUGUUCUCCAGCAAUUGAUUGCCUUGCCCAAGAACAGCACGAGCAAGCUCGGCGACUUGGAGGUCAUUAGCCCUGAAGACAAGGUUGAAAUCGGUACGUGGAACCAACGUGUCCCGCUCACUGUGGAACGGACCGUCCAAGAUUUCAUUCGUGAGAAGGCCGACGAGACCCCAAACGCCCAGGCUGUGUGUGCCUGGGAUGGCGACCUCACCUACAGAGAAUUCUGGGAUCUCGCAUCUGGCUUUGCCAACUAUCUGGUCUCUCGCGGAGUUGGCCCAGAGGUAUUUGUUCCAGUCUGCCUGGACAAGUCGGCUUGGGCAAUGGUCACGCUCAUCAGUAUUCUCAUUGCUGGUGGUGGGUACGUGCCUUUGGAUCCGUCCCAUCCUACCUCGCGACAUGAGGAAAUCCUCGCAGACGUUGGUGCCAACAUGAUACUUUGCACUCCCAACUAUACAAACCGCUACAGCCGAGUGAUGAAGACUGUUAUCCCCAUCAGCAAGGAGACCAUCAAGGCCUACGGUGCCCUCAAGUCUUCUGCCCGUCGCCGCGCUGAAGUCAAACCCUCCAAUAUGGCUUACGCUCUAUUUACCUCUGGCAGCACCGGUCGCGCCAAGGGAAUAAUUGUCGAGCACCGCAACGUAGUCAGCAGUAUCAUGGCAUUCGCGCCGUGGGUUCGCAUGGAUGAGACCUCCAGAGUAUUCCAAUUCGCCUCUCUCACUUUCGAUGCUGCUGUCAUGGAGACUCUUGCAAUACUUAUGCUCGGAGGUACCAUCUGUGUGCCCAGCGAGGACGACCGUCUCAACGAUGUUGCCGGCGCAAUCCGUCGACUCAAUGUCACUUGGACUUUCCUCACCCCCUCAAUUGCCAGUAUAAUCGAGCCAUCCUCAGUGCCUUCCCUUAAGCACCUCGUUUGUGGUGGUGAGAAGAUGUCCAAUGAAGUCAUCACCAAGUGGGCCAACUCUGUUCACCUCAUGAACGGGUACGGACCGACCGAGACGUGUGUCUUUGCUGUGGUCGAUAAUGCCGUGGCCACCAAUCGUGAUCCCGGGCGUAUCGGUUACGGUAUUCCCAGCACUCUUACCUGGAUUGUUGAUCCCGACAACCACGAUCGGCUGACUCCCCUGGGCGCAGUCGGUGAACUUGCACUCGAAGGCACUCCUUUGGCUAGGGAGUAUCUCAAAAAUCCCGAGAAAAACGCAGAAGCAUUCACCACUGACCCUGCCUGGACCAAGGACUUCACGCCCACAGUCCCGGGUCCUCGCCGAAUCUACAAGACUGGCGAUCUUUGCUACUACAACCCUGAUGGUUCCAUUCAGUACAUCAGCCGGAAGGAUCACCAGGUCAAGUUGCACGGCCAACGGAUGGAGCUGGGUGAGAUUGAACAUCGCCUUUCUGAGGAUGCUCUUACUCGGCAUGCUGUCGUCGUUCUCGCCAAGAAUGGCCCUCUCAAGCAGCGCCUGGUUACUGUCAUGUCGUUGAACAGUGUCGCAGCCGAUACUUCGCUAAUCUCCGACAAGCCUUGCGAGCUUGUUGAUGAGGAUGAGCUUGAGCGUCAUGCCUACAACGAGCUGGUCGAAGUGCAGAAGAAUCUUGAGAACCAGCUCCCCAUUUACAUGGUUCCCCAGACGUGGGCUCUCGUCAAGAAGCUUCCCAUGCUAGUUUCUGGAAAGCUCGACCGGAAGAAGAUCACCGCUUGGAUUGAGGACAUUGAUGAUGCCUCCUACGAGCGUAUUAUGGCCGAUUACGAUCGUAUCAAGCGUGGCAAGACCGAAGAGAAGCCGCAAGAAAAGGAAGAGAAGAAUGAAUCUCUCAACAUCGUCCGCGAAAUAUUCGCUCAGGUUCUGAAUAUCUCCACACAGAAGGUCAAUGUCGAUCGCUCUUUCGUCAGCUUGGGCGGUGACAGCAUUACUGGAAUGGCUGUCAUUUCCCGCGCCCGCAAGCAGGGACUUGUUCUCACACUCCACGACAUCUUGCAGAGCAGAUCUGUGAAGGAACUUGCUCAAACCGCCAGUUCUAAGGCACCUGUCUCUCGGCGUGAAGAGAAGUCUGGUGAAGGAUUUGCGCUUUCGCCCGUCCAGAGACUCUACUUCCAGUGCUCAGACUCUUUCAAGGGAGCCGCUCGUUUCAACCAGAGCAUCACUGUUCGCAUCACUCGCCGUUGUGAGGGCGAGGUGCUCAAGCGCGCUAUUAAGGCUGUUAUCGGCCAGCAUGCCAUGUUCCGCGCACGCUUCAGCACAUCUAGCGACGGCACCUGGCAACAGAAAACUGCAGCGGAGGUCGAUGAAUCUUUCCGAUUCCGCGUUCACUCUGUGGGCGAUACCCGAGCGAUGGUUCCGAAGAUUGCUGACAGUCAAAAUUGUCUGGAUCCUCUCAAUGGGCCUAUCCUGGCAGCCGACCUCUUUAACCUUCGCGCUGGUGGCCAGGUGUUAUUCCUCGUCGCUCACCAUCUCUGCAUUGAUAUGGUCUCAUGGCGCAUCGUCCUCCAGGAUCUCGAAGAGCUCGUUGUCUCUGGAUCUCUUUCACUCGAGAAGGCAUUGUCUUUCCAAAGCUGGUGUGCCAUGCAGACGGAGAGAGCCAAGACGCACGAUGCGUCGAUUGCUCUGCCUUUCACCCCGGAGAAGCCGGACUUGCUUUACUGGGGCAUGCAAGACUUACCCAAUGUUUAUGGAGAUAUCAAGAUGGAAUCCUUCACGUUGAGUGAGGAUACCACCCAAUUUAUCCUUGACGGCUGCCACAGUGUCUUCCGCACAGACACUGUUGACAUCUUGCUGUCUGCCAUCAUUCAUUCCUUCGGUCGCACUUUCACCGAUCGCAAGGUGCCGACUAUCUACAAUGAAGGACAUGGAAGAGAACCCUGGGAAGCCGACAUUGAUCUUUCGCGAACAGUUGGCUGGUUUACCACGAUGGCGCCUUUGCAAGUGCAUUCAGAAGCUCGUGCCCUCAACGACAUUAUCAAGCGUGUCAAAGACACCAGGCGUAAGAUCGCAGACAACGGCCGUCCUUACUUCGCGAAAAGUCUUCUACAGGGCCAGGGUACUGAUUUCCCUGUCCCAUUGGAAAUCCUUUUCAAUUACCUGGGUAAAAUGCAGCAACUUGAGCGAGCCGAUUCCUUGUUCCAUCACCACGGUACUGUCUUCGACAGCUCAGACUUUGCUAUCGCAGGUGAUAUGGGCCCUGAGACUGCUCGGUUUGCACUCUUCGAAGUAUCUGCUAUUGUGAUCAAAGACCGCCUCAAUGUUGCUUUCACCUACAACCACAAAAUGCAGCAUGAGGGCUCAAUCCGCCGCUGGAUUGUCCAGUGCAAGCAAACCCUCGAGAAGGAUAUCCUCACACUGAAAACGGCUACCCCCGAGCCUACUCUCAGCGACUACCCCCUCCUCCCCAUCAACUAUCACGGCCUCCAGCUGCUCACAGCCAGCACCUUCCGCAAGGCCGGCAUUCGGAACAAGGAUGAGGUCGAGGACAUAUAUCCCUGCUCUCCCAUGCAGGAGGGCCUCUUGCUCAGUCAGCUCCGCGAUCCCAACGCCUACAUGUUCCAUACUGUGUUUGAGAUCAAAGACGCCAAAUCUAGCAAGGUUGAUGCCGAAGGAGUCGCCCGCGCCUGGCAAACCCUCGUCGACCGUCAUCCUGUGCUGCGAACAAUUUUCGUUGACAGCAACUACACUGGUGGAUCUUUCGAUCAACUGGUGCUCAAGAACCUUUCCGAUAAUAUCCUCCGCGUGGAAUGUCAUGACUCGCAGGUAGAGGAGAAGUUGGCUGCUAUCUCUCUUCAUGCCAGAAACGCAAUGCGCCAAUCGAAGCUUUCUCACCAAAUGACUGUUUGCAAAACAAACACCGGACGUGUGAUCCUCAAGCUGGAGAUCAACCAUGCCAUUAUCGAUGGUGGAUCGGUGGAUGUACUCCUCCGUGACAUGACUCUUGCCUACGAGCGAAAGAUUGCUGAGGGUUCAGGACCUCGCUUCAGCGACUACAUCAAGUUCAUCAGAACCCAGAGCCAGAGUGAUGCACUUAGUCACUGGAAACAAUACCUUGGUGGAGUUCACCCAUGCCACCUCGCGCCGUCGGCUGUGUUCGAAGCCAAGAGAGAACUCAAGGGUGUCAUGAUGAACUUCGAGCGAUUCCCUGAGCUGCUCAAGUUCUGCGAGCGCAGCUCUGUCACACUUGCCAACUUGACUCUGUCCGCCUGGGCGCUCGUCCUGCGACAGUUCACCGGCUCAGAUGACGUGUGUUUCGGAUACCUUUCUGCCGGUCGGGAUGCCCCUGUCAAUGGCAUCCAGGACAUGGUUGGAAUCUUUAUUAAUAUGCUCUGCUGUCGAGUUCAGUUCUCCGACCAACAAACUCUUAUGGAUGUAUCCAAGAAUGUUCAGGAUGAUUAUAUCCGCUGCAUUCCCCACCAAAGCUGCUCUCUGGCCAGCAUCCAACAUGAGCUUGGUUGGCAAGGACAGUCGCUCUUCAAUACUACCUUGUCAAUCCAGAAUCACUCCGUUGCGGGUCCUAAGGAGAAGGGAUUGACCUUCGAUCUUCAGCAUGCACAUGAUCCGAGCGAAUAUGCGGUCACCGUGAAUGUUGAGAUUGCCCGAGGCCAGGAGGGCAUUCUUUUGAGAUACUGGAACGAUAUUGUGUCUGACGAGGAGGCCCAGGCUCUGGCUGACACCGUCGCCAAGGUGUUCACUAGCUUCAUUGAAUCUCCCGCUGCGACUCUGUCGCAGUCCACAUUCGCUUCCGAGGCUGAGCCCGAGUCACUGGAUUGGGAUCACUCCCAAACCACUCUGGCUGACAAGGCAAAGUCGACCGGAGAUGCGAUUGACAGCAGUGCUAUUCAGAAAAUUAUUGAUGAUCGUGUUCAUGAGAUUAUUAGUCGGAUGUUGAGAGAAGGAAAGCUGACGGUGCCUCCCAUUCACUCGGAAGAGUUGUCAAGCUAUGGUGGUCACCCUGAUCCUAUAGCCGACUCGCCGUACCAGUUAGGUAUACAAGGAGCAGAUGAUUCGGGUAUUUGUUCGGUGGCUUCCCGUUCCAGUGAGGAUGGGAUUUUGGCCGAGGUGGAAAGUAAAUUGUGGAGUCUUUGGAGCACAGCUCUUGGUCUCUCGCCCAACGUGGUGAGACACCAGGACAGCUUCUUCAAGUUGGGGGGUGACAGCAUCACCGCCAUGAAGAUGGUCAGCGCCGCUCGUGAAGAGGGCCUGGUUCUUACUGUUGCAGAUGUCUUCAACAAUCCUGUCUUCGAGGACAUGCUAGCAACAGUGCGAGCUGCGAAUGUUACUCAGCAAAUGCUGAAUGCCGAUCUCAAGUCUGGCGGCCCCAGGGAGGCUGAUAGUGAUUUACUCAAUAUCACGCCAACGACACUAGGGCUCAGCCCCUCUACCGAGAGCCUAGAGAUUCUCAGGCCGUCCUGCAUCGACGAUGCCGCUGUGCAGAGCGGCAUAUGUCCCAAGAUUGGUGUUUUCAAGGGUGGCAUCGCGGACGUACUUCCUGUCACCGACUUCCAGGCGAUGUCUCUAACGGCAACUCUCUUCAAGUCCCGAUGGAUGCUUAACUACUUCUAUUUGGAAGGCAAUGGUCCAUUGGACCUGAGACGCCUCCGCGAGAGUUGCUUGAAGGUUGUCGCGGCCUUUGAUAUCCUGCGCACAGUCUUCGUGUGCUUCCAUGACCAAUUCUUCCAGGUCGUGCUGCGCAAGAUCCGUCCCAGCAUCUUUGUUUACGAGACCGACCGCGCUCUUGAUGAAUUCACCAUGACCCUCCAACAGAGAGAUCGCGAAUACGGACCGCGCGAAGGCGAGCAGUACGUGCAGUUCUACGUUGUCAAGAAGAAGGGCAGCGACCAACAUCGUAUCUUGGUCCGCCUCUCUCACACUCAAUACGAUGGAGUAUGCUUGCCGAAGAUCAUGGCUGCCAUUAAGCACGGAUAUGAAGGCACGCCGCUGCCUCCGGUGACUCCCUUUGCUGGUUACUUGCGACUGUUGCCAGGAACAAUCACCCCAGACCAUUAUCGCCACUGGUCCGAUCUUCUCAAAGGCUCUCAAAUGACCCAGGUCGUCCGCAGAAAGGGCACCAGUAUGUUCCAGAACGUUGGGGCAUUCACCGAGAUUCACAGAAAGAUUGAGAUUUCGCCCAUCGCUCUCGGAAAUGUCACCAUCGCAACCGUCAUGCAAGCUGCCUGGGCCCUAACUCUUGCUAAGCUGACUGCUCAGUCCGAUGUUGUUUUUGGUCUGACUAUCAGCGGUCGCAACGCUACAGUGCCCGGCAUUGAGAGCACUGUUGGCCCUUGUGUCAAUGUCAUCCCGGUGCGCGUGAAGCUCGACGAGAAAUGGACCGCUGUCGAUAUCUUCCGCUACCUUCAGGACCAGCAAGUCUCCAACAUGCCUUUCGAGUCUCUGGGCUUCCGUGAGAUCAUCAAGCAAUGUACCGACUGGCCUGACUGGACAUACUUCACUACCUCAGUCUUCCACCAGAACGUCGACUACGAAGGAACCAUGGAGCUUGACAACAACAAGUACCGUAUGGGUGGUGUCGGCGUCAAUGACAACCUAGCUGAUCUCACCAUGGUGUCACGCCCCUCCGGUGAACGAGGCUUGGAUGUCACUCUGGGCUACUCCGAAAAGGGACCUGUGAUGCCAUCAUUCGCAUCCAAGGUUCUCGACAUGGCCUGUGAGAUUGCGCAAUCCCUCGUCGCCAACCCGACAGCCUCGCUGCCAUCCGCGAGCAUGCUGCGCUCUCUACCACCGCAGACAAUCGAUGACCUGUCCCGAGCCUCAGACGAGCACUUCCUCAGCGCACACCUCAAGUCGCGCUCCAUCGCAGAGCUGCUUGUGCAUUCGGACAUUCUGUCUCGCUCGUGGCAUCAGGUCCUGCCCAGCCGCACCACCGUGGCUUCCGACCCAGACGCUGAUGACAAGCUAACCCAGCAAUCCGCCUUCCAGCUGGAUUCGUCAUUCUUUGAUCUGGGCGGUGACGUCUUCAACCUGGCUCAGCUUACCUGGCUUCUUGAGCAAGAUGGUCUCAAGGUCCGUCUAGAGGACCUUAUUGAGCACCCCUCUUUCUUGGGCCAAAUGGCCGUUCUGGCUUUGCACAACGCCAAGCACCAGGAUGAUAUCCCAGCAGAGCUUCUUGCUACCGGUGCUGCAUUGCCUGAUCCUGUCGCUCGCAUCGAAAAGAAGAAGACAUGGUCGAAGGCGAUGACCAUAGCGCGGAAGCUGACCGGACGAAACACAGUCAGUACUCGAGCUUGA
This is a messenger RNA of Penicillium roqueforti, 18150 nucleotides long. RefSeq lists its product as uncharacterized. The transcript is spliced from 8 exons. Gene Ontology annotation, molecular function: phosphopantetheine binding; catalytic activity. NCBI's taxonomy places the organism in Eukaryota, Fungi, Ascomycota, Eurotiomycetes, Eurotiales, Aspergillaceae. Bases 1 to 18150 code for a protein of 6049 amino acids. The record is from RefSeq and is a predicted model, not a curated record.